CACAAUCAAGUCUCCAAAGUGCCGUAACCCGUUCCUGAUGUCGUGUAGUAGAUCCCACGAAGUCGGCUGAGUCAUGCAGCGAUGGCUAACAAUAAAGCGCUGUAUUCCAUAGCUGUGGUCGUCCUCGGUUUUGUGUGCUUCAUAGUGGGAGCGAUAGCCGUAGGCUUGCCAAACUGGGGCUACUUCUAUAGUUAUAACUCUGACCUACAACUGCCGACAUCCUACUUUUUGGUGAACCCGAAUUACGAGCAGGGCUACUUCGGACCAUGGAACAUGUGCAAGAAGAUGUCUUACAACCGGGAGAAAUGCGGCGCAGACGUCUCCAAGUUCAGGCCGUCGGAGGCAGUUCACAUAGCGGGCGUUGUGGCAGCGAUAGGCGUGACGAUCUUAGGAGUCUUCUGCGUGCUAUCCGUACUCCAACUAGCCAUGAUCUCGUCCAAGGAGCGAGUGGGGUUCAAAUACACGCAUUUAGUUAUGAUGAAGUUGGCGCUGGCCUUAUUAGCCGCGUUGCUGUCAAUAGCUGCGGCCGGUCUGUUUGCUGUUCAAGGCGAUGACCGGGGAUUCUACUCGACCAGGGGGGAAGCUUUCUAUGUCCAGAUAGUAUGCAUCGUGAUCAACUCACUGUUGUUCAUAAUGUCGCUUUACGACGCCCUUUUCUCCCGUCGAGUCGGCGGUGACCCGACCAGCGUGGCUGACCCCCCGGACGGAGCCACCAUCAACAAUCCAGGGUUCAAAGAAGCUGGUCGAGGCAUAUCGAUGACUGACGCUUCCGGCAAGCCGUACAGCAGCAACGGGCACGGCAGCGUGGGCUCCGUCACCACGGCCGCCACCACGCUGUCGGACGCCAGCACCAUCACGCGCUCGCCGCUGCGCUCCUCGCUGAAGAAGCCGCGCCCGCCCGCCGGCCUGGGCAUCCAGAACCCUGGCUAUUCGGGUCAUUCACCGCCCCUAAACCGAAAUGGCAGUCAGAAGAAAGUGAGAAUACAAACGCACAGUACUGAAGUAUGAAGUAGAUUAUUAGUUCCGAAAAAUGAUUUAUUUAAUGCUGGUACUCAUAUAAAAAAGUUUCAUUUGAGCUGCGUCCACACUGGUUUUCAAUUUACCUUCCAAAUAGGACCAAUGAACGCUAGUAAGUGCCUUCGGUGGCCAGGUGUGUACGUAGCUUAAUUUUCUUGAACGAAAUCAUGUUUCAUA
Messenger RNA from Amyelois transitella, 1194 nucleotides. RefSeq lists its product as uncharacterized. The record is from RefSeq and is a predicted model, not a curated record. NCBI's taxonomy places the organism in Eukaryota, Metazoa, Arthropoda, Insecta, Lepidoptera, Pyralidae. The transcript has 8 exons. The coding region runs from base 82 to 1008 and encodes 308 amino acids.